This is a messenger RNA of Drosophila serrata, 5065 nucleotides long. It is a transcript of the gene bin3, whose product is annotated as bicoid-interacting protein 3. Lineage: Eukaryota; Metazoa; Arthropoda; Insecta; Diptera; Drosophilidae. Gene Ontology annotation, biological process: snRNA modification. Gene Ontology annotation, molecular function: RNA methyltransferase activity; snRNA binding; O-methyltransferase activity. The record is from RefSeq and is a predicted model, not a curated record.
UUUCAGCGUAAAACAGUUUUGAAGCACCUCCACGGACAAAAAGAAAAUUAAAAAUAAAAAAGAGACGAAUUAAAAUCAAAAAUCGAAUAAAGAAAAAACGUGGCUGUCAGUUAAAAGUUUAUAAACAAAAACAGUGAACAUAAAUAAAAUAGUGAAGAAAGUCGAGAAAAUAAGUAAAAACGCGAACGAGCAGCUGCUUGGUGGAAGUCACAAAGACCGACGGCAAAACAGCAAUCGGAUAAAAUUAGUCGUGCGUAACAUAGUGACUACAAAUAAACAAAAGAUUUUAUAGAAGCUAAUUAGAAACGUCGAAAUAAAAUAUACUAUCGAAAUUAUUGAUAUUUGUUGCAGAAUCGAAUUGAGUCCAGCUACACACACACAUCUCUUCAAUAAAAUGGAUACUCCAAAUAAAAUAUUCAAUGGUGAAAGUGAGAAUGGUUGACCAUAAAAUAUAAUAAUGUGUAAAGCAAUAUAAACUAAAGAACUGCAUAUAUUUUUGCACUCAUCGCGUGUUAUAUAUUAUACAUAAUCAAUGGACACGGAGAUAGAAAAUCAAAAAGUGCUUGAAUAAAUAUUCACUCCUUUGCGGAGUUUAAAAACACAAGUGACUCUCAAAUUAAAGUUAAAAAACAGUGUGUGCUAAAAACUAUGCCCAGUCGCCACUAAGAAAUUAUGGAUAAGCGGCUCAGCGACAGUCCCGGAGAUUGUCGCGUUACCAGAUCCAGCAUGACGCCCACUCUGCGCCUCGAGCAGAGUCCCAGGCAGGAGGCCCACACCCAACCGCAGGAUACCGGCUCGGCUGCCCAGGCCAGCAAGUCAAAGUCCCCCACUCCGCUGCCCGGAAAAUCGCAGGCGGCCCAGCACCAUCAGUUCCGAGCUCCGCAGCAGCAGCAGGGUCCCAAGAACAGGAACAAGGCCUGGAGCAAGCGACAGCACAAGGCCGGCGGCAAGCACAACGCCAGCGCCUGCGUUGGCGCCAGUAGCGCUCAGGCAGCAUCCGCGGGAUCAUCUGCCUCCGCGGCCGCAUCCCUUCUGCCCACAUCGACGUCGGCGGCGGCUGCCCACAAAGCAGAUCUUGAGAACAUCCAGAGUAUUCAGAACAAGAACCAGGUUGCAGGCGGCGGUGGCAGCCAUCAUGGCAACACAGGAGCCACCCACCAUGGCGGCGGGGGAGGUGCCCAUCACGGCGGGGCAGGAGGUGGCGGGGGCGGUGGACACCAUCACCACCACAACACGAGGCUGGCACAAAACGCAGCUGCUGGUGGUGGAGUAGGAGGUGGCGGAGCCAUGCAGCUCUACAAGAAGAUGCUGCCCCACAGGGGUCACCAUCACCACGUGCUGUGUGCCGGUAAUAAUGCGAAUCACGCCUGCUGUCUGGUCACCGGCUGCAAUGGCAGCUCUGCCGGCGGAGUUGCAGCGACGGGUGGCGCUGGCACCGGAAGCGGCGGCGUUGGAGGAGCUGCAGGUGCUGCUGCCAGCGGCGCAGCCUGCAAGGAGGCGCAGAGCUGCAAGGACACCAGCUCGCUCAGCGGCAACAGCAGCAUUGCGAGCAGCGCGGCGGCAGCCAAUGCGGUGCACUACUGCUGCGGACGCUCCAAGUUCUUCCUUCCGGAGAAGCGGCUCCGCAAGGAGGUGAUCGUGCCGCCCACGAAGUUCUUGCUGGGCGGCAACAUAUCCGAUCCCCUCAACCUCAACUCGCUGCAGAACGAGAACACGUCGAACGCAUCCUCCAGCAACAACACGCCGGCGACAACGCCGCGGCAGUCGCCCAUCACGACGCCUCCGAAGGUGGAGGUCAUCAUACCGCCCAACAUCCAUGACCCGCUGCACCUGCUCGACCCCGUCGACUCGAUGGAGUACGAGAAGCAGCUCACGUCCCCGAUGAAGCGCGGCGGAGUGGGUGGCGUGGGCGGUGGCAUGCUGCAGUUGCACCACCGGCAGCACCACCAUCGUACGCGCAAAAACCGGAAGCGGAGGCGCAUCGAUUCCACCAAUGCCUCGCACGCCAGCGACGAGUCCGUUGUCGGCGGGGGCGGGGGCUGUGGUGGAGGUGAGUUUCCUGAAGAAACGCCGCUGCCCACGGCCAGCUCCUCGCUGGCGGCGUCGCCAGUGGCAGCGCCUGCGAACGCCAGCAGCGGCAGUUUGUUGCUGAGCGAAUCCGCUGCCCCGGCCGCGGGCGAAACAGCGGAAUCGGGCCAGCAGCAGGCGCAUGUGCGCUCUCCGCAGGCUGCGACAACGGUCACGGCAGAGAUGCCCACGCCGACGUCGACCGAGGCAGCGGCAGCGACAGAGGAGCAAGUGGAACAGGCUGCGUCGACGGCACCCACAGCAACCUCAUCACCGCAGCGGCAGCAACAUGUGGCCACUGCCACAGAGGAUGUUCCUGCUGCCACCGCUGCUGCAGAGCCACCGGCUGAGCUGCUGCUCAGCUGCUCGGCAGCAACAUCGGCUACGCUGGCGGUGGCGUCUACGCUGGCAGAGCGGCGGGCGCAGGCCAGCCGCGAUUUGCGCCUGGAUUUGUCCAGCACGUGCUACGGCGUCGGAGGCACGGGACUGAGCUUCGGAGGCAGCAGCGUACCCAGCGUGGGCAGCGGCAGCGGAGGAGGCGGCCGAAAGAGAAAAAUCAGCGAGAGCAACAAUUCGCAAAAGAGCAAGAAAUUUCAUCGCCAUGAUGCCAUGGAUAAGAUCGUCAGUCCGGUGGUUCCGCAACCCGGUGCCUGGAAGCGUCCUCCGCGUAUCCUGCAACCGAGCGGAGCCCGAAAGCCCAACACGCGGCGUUCGACUUCCUUCAGCGAAUCGGAGUUGCUUAGCCCCAUUGAGGAAGUGGCACCUAAGCAGUUGCCUCUCAUAGAAGUGGAGAUACCCCGAGAUGACACGCCAGACUUGCCAGAGCACGGACUGGGUAGUCCGCUAAGCACCACAUCAGCGGCCACUUCGCACACGGCUGGUGAGCAGGAUUCCCUAGCUGGGACGGACAUCAGUAUGGUGGAGGGCUCGGCAUCACUGGGUCCUGUUCAACCGUCGGAGGCCAACAGCAGUCGCCUGAUGCUGCAACCGGCCAUGAUUCCGCCACUGAAAGUGCUGCCUAAGUUCAGGGCAGAUGGGCUAAAGUACCGGUACGGUAACUUUGAUCGCUACGUGGACUUUCGGCAGAUGAACGAGGUUCGGGAUGUGCGGCUGCAGGUGUUCCAGCGCCACGUGGAGCUGUUCCAGAACAAGGACAUCCUGGACAUUGGAUGCAACGUGGGACACAUGACCAUCACAGUGGCCCGGCAUUUGGCGCCGAAAACAAUUGUCGGCAUCGAUAUCGAUCGAGAGCUUGUGGCUCGAGCCAGGAGAAAUUUGUCGAUCUUUGUUCGCAUUCCCAAGGAGGAAAAAGUGCCUGAUGUGAAGGCAGAGGCGGCAGGGUCGGACAUAAAAGCGGAGCCAAAAACAGAACCUGUGGACGAAGGGGCUUCGGGAUCAGCGACCAAGAAAACGCGACGUGGCAAAAAGCGGCGCCAGUCACUUAUCCACCAACCGAAUCGUCAUAAUCAUAACCACCACCAUCAACACCAUCAUCACCAUCACCACCAUCACCACCAUCAUCAUCAUCAUCAGCAGGAGCUAGAGGAGCUGCAGCAUCAGCAAAAGCUUGAUGCCCUGCUUGUGAAACCUCACGAAUUCUUUCCCAUCUCAUUUCCACUAACCUACGGGGGCAUUCCCCAUGUGCCGCCAUCGGGCAAGUCACCCAACAUCUCCAGCAACAAGAACCAGUUCCCGGCGAACGUCUUCUUCAGACACACCAACUAUGUGCUCAAGGACGAGUCCUUGAUGAGCAACGAUCAACAGCAAUACGAUCUCAUACUCUGUCUCUCGGUGACCAAGUGGAUCCAUCUCAACUUUGGCGAUGCCGGCCUGAAGAUGGCCUUCAAGCGGAUGUUCAACCAGCUACGACCCGGAGGGAAACUGAUACUGGAGGCCCAGAACUGGGCCAGCUACAAGAAGAAAAAGAACCUGACGUCUGAGAUCUACAACAACUACAAGCAGAUUGAGUUCUUUCCCAACAAAUUCCACGAGUAUUUGCUGAGCUCGGAGGUGGGAUUUAGCCACAGCUACACUCUUGGCGUGCCGCGUCAUAUGAACAAGGGUUUCUGCCGGCCCAUUCAGCUCUAUGCAAAAGGUGACUAUACACCGAACCAUGUACGCUGGAGCGAUGCCUACUAUCCCCAGACGCCAUACGAGGCAUAUCGUGGAAUCUACGCUACCCUGCCUGCCCAUCGGAUGGGUGGUGGCGGCGGGAGCAGUGCUGGUGGCGGCCACGCUCAGCUGCUGCACCUGAGCAGCUCCAGUCGGUCGCAGAACUACGACACGCCGCACUAUGCGGGCAGUGCCUCGGGCUCGGCCAGCUGCCGGCAGACUCCGAUGUACCAGCCCACGUACAACCCGCUGGAGACGGACUCGUACCAGCCCAGCUACGACAUGGAGUAUCUUAACCACAUGUACGUGUUUGCCUCGCCGCUCUACCAGACCGUCUGGUCACCGCCAGCCUCGCUGCGUAAGAGCAGCUCACACACGCCGGUCUUCGGGAGCGUUCGCGACGCCGAGCUGGACGGAGAUGGCAGCAUCGGUGGCGGAGGCAGCGGCGGCGGCAGCUAUCACCGCCACGUCUAUCCGCCCAAUGACGACACCUGCUCGCCGAACGCCAAUGCCUGCAAUGCAUUUAACUCGAUUCGCGACGCGGACACGGAUGACUCGAAUCAGCUGCCUGGAGGAAGUCGACGGCAUGUGUAUGCCACCAACUGUGGCGAGAGCUCCUCGUCGCCGCAGGUGAAUCACCACGAGGCAGCCAGCGACGCUCUCAUAGACGACGCUCUUAUGGACGACGAGCAGAAGUCGUCCAAUGGUGGCGGGGCGGGAGGCGUUAGCGCGGCUUACUGUGAUUUGUCGGAUGCCUAGAAGAGGGUCGGCGAUGUCCGAAAAAAUGUGUCAAAACGAAGCAAAAAGUUGAAAAAAUCGAAAAAGCUUAAGGCAAACCGCAACAGGUUUUCGAAAGGAAAAAUAUGAAAUGUAACUGUAAACGACA